UACAGAUAUUCCCACCAAAAUCAUCACUCAACCCAGUCGAGAGAAAACUAAAAACAGAGAGACUAUCGUUGACGAUGAUGAUUCCAUCUUUCUGGAUUCUCGCGAUCUUUUCCAUCUCAAUGGCUUCAUCCUCCACGAUUCCAUCUCUACGAGGUCCAGGAAUCGGAACCAACUACGGACGAUACAGCUCAAAUCUCGGAGUUCCAGAGAUCGGAAUCAACUACGGCCGUUACGGCUCAAACCUCCCACCACCAGAAGCCUUACCAUCACUCGUAACCUCUCUCUCCAUCAAACACGUCAAAACCUUCGACAUGGACCCAAGAAUCACCACCUCCUUCGCCAACACAGGCAUCUCCCUCUCCCUCUGCAUCCCCAACGACAAGAUCCCUCUCCUCUCCACCAACCUGUCCGAAGCCGACUCCAUCAUCAGAGCCUUCAUCUUACCUUACCACAAAACCACCAUCAUCACCUCAAUCUCCGUCGGCAACGAAGUCUCCCUCCUCCCUCCGUUCACCCCACACUUAGUCUCCGCUGUAGUCAACGUUCACCGAGCGAUCAAGCGCUACAGAUUGCACAAGAAGAUCAAAGUGACAACCACUCACUCCUUAGCGAUCCUCUCGCGGCGUUUCCCUCCCUCGACGGCGAGGUUCCAUAACUCGAUCGGCGAAUCGGUGUUGAAGCCGCUCGUUAGGUUUCUCCAGAGGACCAAGUCUCCUCUCAUGGUGAACGUCUACCCUUACUUGGCGUACAAGCAAUCGUUCCCUUCGAUUCCGUUGGAUUUCGCUCUGUUUCAGCCGGUGAACGGAUCUAAGCGGCGGAUGUAUAGAGAUCCGUAUAGUGGAGUCGCGUACACUAACUUGUUCGAUAUAAUGAUGGACUCGGUGGACUCUGCUGUGAAGGCUCUGGGGUUACCGAAGAUUCCGGUGGUUGUGUCGGAGAUUGGGUGGCCGUCGAGUGGUGAUCCAGGCGAAGUGGCGGCGAGUUUGGAGAACGCGAGGGUUUUUAAUCAGCGGUUGGUUGAGCAUUUGAGGAGAGGGGAGAAGAAGGUUACUGUGUAUAUCUUUGCUCUGUUUGAUGAAGAUCAGAAGAGUGGUGCCACCGUGGAGAAACAUUGGGGGUUGCUGUAUGGUAACGGAACGAAGAAGUAUGAUCUGAAUAUCUCGCCGCCGGUUUGAAAGUUUGAGCGUCGCGGAGAGAGAGAAGAUUGUUUUGUAUAUGGGCCUUUGUUUUUUUAUGGGCCGUAGAUCGACAUAUUAGCUAACUGGGUCUUUUGUAAACCAUAAAUAGAUAUAAAAAUUUGGAAAUAAAUAAAUAAAUGGAGUUGUUUGAGUGUUUGGACUCGUUUUAUUUUUUGACCUUUUAUGUCACGUUCAAAUAUGACAUAGAUUCGAUUGUACUUUGUCAUUUUCUUUAGGACAUAUAUCUAACAAGACAUUUGUCCCUGGAUAGAUCUGAAAUGCAAAUUGUCAUCUUGUUACGGAAAGUUGUCGUCCAUUCGAAAUUAUGUAACAAUUCGAUAUUUAUAAUAUAGAUGAAAUAAAAAUUUAGAAGCGCAAGUGCAAGUGAUCAUAUCUCCACUAUAAGUGCAAGUAAGUGAGAAGAAAUAUUUGCGGAGGAAACAGUGGGAAAGGGGUGAGUAGUGGGUAUAAAACUGGUGGCUCAUUCGGUGGCUGCAUUAUUCUGACCAUAUAAUGGAUCCAUGUGCCGCACUGCACUUUGUCUCUGGAUCGUCAUGUAGGAUGUGUUUUUCAAUCUCAUUUCUGAUUAUUAAUCAUUAUUAGUGAUUUCUUAUUUUUGACGAAAUUGUUUUUUUUUUAAUCAAGAAAUUGUUUUGUUUUGGUUGCCAAAAUAUACAAUGCUUCUUAAUACACAUAAGACCAAGAACUGUCCCAUCUCUACACUCUCUCACUCACAUGGAGAGAAAACAAUAAGAGUCUUUGUCCAUCCUGUAUUAGCGAUACAUGUCGUUUACGAUGCAUAUCUAUGUAUACAUUCAUAUAAAAAUAUUGAGAUGCACCAGACUGAAACUAUAUAUGUAUUGCAUUUGAGUACCAAACAAAAAGGAUGAAUCACGAAAAACAUUAAUGAAUAGCUAGUAGUUAUUCAAAUAGUUCGUUUAGUUGGGAAGCAAGAUUGUGAAGAAGAUUCACGUGAACCUAAUUAUUUGUAACAAAACCUAUUACGAAAUUAGGUAAGUUUGGAUGUAUUAAGAAUUCGGGUGAGCUAGUCUAGUGGAUGACAAUUGAGGUAAGCU
This is a messenger RNA of Brassica rapa (field mustard), 2254 nucleotides long. Its product is annotated as glucan endo-1,3-beta-glucosidase 12. Gene Ontology annotation, biological process: carbohydrate metabolic process. Lineage: Eukaryota; Viridiplantae; Streptophyta; Magnoliopsida; Brassicales; Brassicaceae. The record is from RefSeq and is a predicted model, not a curated record. Gene Ontology annotation, molecular function: hydrolase activity, hydrolyzing O-glycosyl compounds.